AAUGAGUAUACAAGUACCGUAUAGAGGAUGUUGACGUCAUCAUUAAUGGCCAGUGUUGUUCCUGAAAACUGCAUAACACGGCUGUGUGUUUCGUUAUCGUUCUUUUAUAGAUUGAUGCCUUGCAUCCACAUCCUAAUCAUUUAAAUGGCAGACUAUUGGAAAUCACAACCGAGAAAAUUCUGCCAAUACUGCAAGUGUUGGAUUGCGGACAAUAAACCCAGCAUAGAGUUUCACGAAAGAGGGAAAAAUCACAAAGAAAAUGUGGCAGCCAAAAUUUCAGAGAUCAAAAAGAAAAGUGUUCAAAAGGCAAAACAAGAGAACCGUAUGUGUAAACAAUUUGCAGCAAUGGAAGAAGCUGCGCUCAAGGCAUAUGAGGAAGACCUAAAGAGGCUGGAAAAGGAAUCGAGUCCCUCUGUCCCAACCACAGCAUUGCCAAAACCUAAACCUCCACCGAUAAUACUGUGCGAGCCACCACCACAUAAAAACUAUCAAAAGAAAUCACAAAAAACAAAGAAGCCAGCGGGGGAGCAAACACAGACUUGGGUUGAAGGAUGGACACAUGACGGACACAUGUACUAUUACAAUACAGCAAGUGGAGAGUCUCAGUGGGACAGACCUGAGGGCUUCCUUGGUAGCUCGUACUUUGUACAGGCUGAACAGUACAAGAGCUCUGCAGGAAGUGCUUGGAUGGAAGGUGUCAGCCCUGAAGGAUAUACAUAUUGGUACCAUACACAAACCGGAGAGUCCAGAUGGGAAAAGCCAAUUGACUUACCUACUAAUGAAACUCCUGAAUCCAAUUUAGCAUCUGGCAGUGAGAAAGUGCUUAAGGAGGCAGACAAGAGUGAAAAUGAGGCCCAAUUAGGUUCAGAAGUUGCUGAACAACCUAUCCUGCAGUCCACUGACCCAGAAAAUACCUCAAGGAAAAGGAAAGCAGAUGGGGAUAUUUCAGGAAAGAGUGAUGAUGAUGAAACAAAUAUGCCUCAAGAGGAUGUUGAAGAGAAAAAACAAGAGGACCUUAAUGUAACAAGUGAAGCUGAAGUGGAAAAAACGGAAGACGUGGCUAAAGCUAAGAGGCCAAAAUCCUUGAACCCAUAUGGAGCCUGGGAACAGAUCAAGGAGGAGAAGGAUCCGUACGCCAACGUGGAUUUACAGUUGCCCCAAGUAGCAGUUGAAGAAAUUGCGCCAACAGAAUUACCGCCAGAACCAAAACCCAAGUUCAAGGAGCGCAUCAUCACAUCACUCGGAGUGCCAGGCGGGCCCACAUCGUUCAAAAAAAGCAAGACACAGAAUGGCAAAUCUAGAAGCUUUAGGCAGAGAGACAAUGACGACUAGCAACAUUUUGUAAAUUAAUUAUUUUCUAUCUAGUUUAUUUAACUCUUGCCUAUGAACAUAUGCAGGAGGUUCAUGAUCAAAUGGUAGUAGGACUGUAUAGAGCAGCAAAAAAAUGACAACUUCCACAUUAGUGUCUAAAAAUAUUAAGGCAAAUAAAACCUUUUUUACACAAAGUAUCUAUAAUAGUUACCAAUUGUUUUCACAUUAGUUCUUACCGUAUUUUUAUAUUUUGCUUGAGGAAAACAAGCAUGAUCAUGUACAGUAAAUUGCAAACGAGUGUGGCUGUUGAUAAACUCUAGAUUUGUGGAUUUCAGGGCAUUUCUGGGUCUCUUCUCGUGGAUUUGGGUCAUUUCCUGUUCAUUUUGGGGGGUCAAAUAUAAUGAUUUAUAUAAUUUCUGUGGGUCCAUUAAUUUUUUUUUGUGGGUCAAAGUGAAAGGUGAAUGGAGAAUUUCUUGUGGGUUUUAAUCAGUAACAAGAAUUAGAUGAGCAAUUUCAAUAUGUUUAUAAUUAUUUGAAAUGAAUGGUAAUCCCACAAAACCUGGAAAUUUUUGCUCGAUUUUACGACAAAAAAAAAAGGAGCAAUAACAUGGGAUGCUUUGACUUUGUGAAAUUUAACAUCCUUAGUUUCAUUCUGCAGAAGUGUGCAAAGUGCUUCUGCUGUUCUCCACCAGGUCCAGAAGAGCCUCCCUUUCCAAGUGUUCAAGUACGGCAGUGAUGAGCUCAUCAAGCGCUUCACCUCCUCGCAUGAACUCCUGAAGUGGAUAUGCAUACAUGAAACCAAUGUCUAAUCUGAAGUCAAGUGAAGACUCAUUUCAGGAAUCUAACCUUAAUAUCUCUGCAAAUGUAGCCUAUCCGGUGGUCUGUGAUUCGAUCCUGGCUGAAAUUGUACGUGCGAAUCCUGUCCGACUGUGAGCGAGUUCCCACCUGAUGUGAGAUAUGGUCCAGUGAAUUAACACAUUGGCAUUCGCAUUCCACCUUUGAAAUGGGGUCGGUAAAUUGUGUGCAUUGUCAUAAUGAAAACUUUCCAUGGGAAUAAGUUACAUUUAAGUUAUAUUUAACUCAACAUCCAUGUUUUUCUUUGAUUAAAGAACUGAGUGUUAAAUAUUAAAGGUUAAUAGAGUUCUACUUACAAAUACUGUAAAUGCAUUCAAUAACCUGAUUUUCUUAUAUGUAUGCAAUAUAUUUUCAAUUUUCUCCACCUUAAUAGAAAUUUCUCAAGUUCUGACCCGUGGUUUGAUACAUUAUUUUCGUAUUUACAUAAAUACAAUCAAAAUUACCUGUUGCUUACGGGCUAAAAGCUUCUGCUCAGUCUCUUUACCCAUCAUACGCUGGUAGAGUCUGGCCUUUAGCAUGCGCAUAGCAGUUUCUCUGUUUUGCAGUUGAGAGCGAGUCUGUUGACAUUCUGCUGUAAUACCUAUUAAAACAGCAGGAGGUUAAUGUCUAGUGCACAGGUGUCAAACUCACGGCCUGGGGGCGAAAUCUUACAUGCUAAAUCAUUUUGUGUGCCUCGAGAAAGUAAAUUAUGUGAAACCACACCCGUUUUCUGCAAAAAUAGAUAUAUGACGGAAAACACUGAGGUGACUUGAAGUUCCGCUCUGAGACCCCUUAUUUGGCUAACUUUCAAAAAUUUUCUGAUAUGCAUGUGUGAUACAUCAUUGGAAAGCUUAAAAUCUCAAUUUUCUGGGGGAAAAUUUUGAAAAGGAAGGAAUUUAAAAAAAACGGCAAAACCCUAACUGGAGGUGAGAGCACGCGAGAGCAGAAUUAAAGAUGCCACUAUUUUAAUGAGAUAUUAUCGCGUACUUACCUUGUUUCGGUCCAAAACAUCCAUGGAGCAUGUAUCAUCGAGUGUCAAGACACAGAUGUGAAUGGCCACAGCCGGAUUUUUGGGGGAUUUUAUGGGUGAAACAUGGUAAUAUAACAAGGGUCGCGAUGCAGAAAUCGUAGACAUCAAGGAGUGGUUGAGAUGUUCAAUUUCAUAUAUUUACCCUUUUAAAAAAAAAAAUUUCCCCAAUUUUUCUUUGUUUGGAUCGAUUAGUCAUCAUCUAAUAUUUUGGGGAAAAUGCGACGGUAACAAAAAUACAAUUAAGCGAUAGUUAUGAGGUAGAUAUCCGUGACUAAUUUACAGAGACCAUUUUUUUCAUUGUGACGUAAUGUGUUUAAAAGUUUAAAAUAUGCGAGUGAAUAAUUUUUUAUAGUUUUUUUUUUUUUUUUUAAAGCGAAAUAUUAGACAUCAAUUAAUUAUUCCAAGCAAAAAAUGACAAGACAUUUCGAAUAAUGUAACAAAAGCUCUUGCGCGACGUCUGCAAACGGGGGGGUUUCCAGGGUAAAACGGACAAAUUAAAAAUAGUUUGAGGGCUUAAUGCACCAUAAAUCUGCUAUGGCCGCAUAUACAUGUUGUUCUAUCAAACACAACAGUUCUUUUCGCUUAAAAUACAGCAGUUUAUUUUAAAGAGGGGUGCAAGAGCAGAAACUGCUUUUUCAGCCUUGUCUGUGUUUCCGCCAUAUAUAUAUUAUUAAAUGUCUGUACUCCUCAAUGAUAGCGCAAAGGCAAUAAAAAUAUUUAUCAGUGUAUCGUUCAUUUAUUCCAUAUCUGUUUUAGAAUCCAAAAUCUGAACACGGAUAACAACUUAUUUUCGAUGUGUCGUGACCCGGAAGUUGAUUUUUUUCUCAGAAAGAUCAAUCAGUCUCUACCGGAUGAUUUCAUUGAUGGGUGAAUCAUGUUAUCAUUAAUGUUUUUCUCAAGGAUGACAGACGAGUACGUCCUUUUUAAAGGGGGGGAGCAUGUCACUUGUUAGUGUUCUGUACAUAUUUUACCGAGAGGAAUUUGUUCGUGUGCUGUGUGUUCCGCCUGGACCUAAAGGUGUUACACUCCUUCUGUUGUUCCCACGUGUGCCCGUUUUGAGUGAAAGUUCAGUUGGGUAGGGAAAAUAAAUGUUCCCAGUUGUCGACCUCAGUACUCCGACUCCUUCUUCCUGGCACCCACUCCCUGUACAUCGCCUUCUCUAUCUGUGAACAGGUUUCAAGAUCCGCACGGUUAAAGACUAGCCUCACUGAAAAAAAGUCAACUUCCGGAUCACAACACAUUAAAAAUGAUACAAACCAGAAUCGAAUAAAACAAAAAUAUCACGAUAAUUCCAUUCUUUCAUAGUCUAGCUUUAAUUUCAAAGCAAUCAAAACAG
Corythoichthys intestinalis (scribbled pipefish) is the source of this 4511-nucleotide messenger RNA. It is a transcript of the gene wbp4, whose product is annotated as WW domain binding protein 4. The record is from RefSeq and is a predicted model, not a curated record. Gene Ontology annotation, biological process: mRNA splicing, via spliceosome. Gene Ontology annotation, cellular component: precatalytic spliceosome; nucleus. NCBI's taxonomy places the organism in Eukaryota, Metazoa, Chordata, Actinopteri, Syngnathiformes, Syngnathidae. The transcript has 9 exons. The coding region runs from base 145 to 1332 and encodes 395 amino acids. Gene Ontology annotation, molecular function: RNA binding; protein binding; zinc ion binding.